UGAAGGGGAGUGGGGUCCUCCAGCAUCACAGAGUUGUGGGGUAGGGGGGUCCCCCAGGAGGAUCAUAGAGUUGGGGGGUAGGAGGGUCCUCCAGGGUCAUAGAGUUGGGGGAUGGUUGGAUUAGGGCUGGUCCUCCAGGAUCAUAGAGUUGUGGGGUAGGGGGUCCUCCAGGAUCAUAGAGUUGUGGGGUAGGAGGGUCCUCCAGGGUCAUAGAGUUGGGGGAUGGUUGGAUUGGGGCUGGUCCUCCAGGAUCAUAGAGUUGUGGAGUGCUUGGGUAGGAGGGUCCUCGGAGAUCAUAGAGAUGGAGGGUGGGGGUUGGAGGGUCCUCCAAAGUCAUAGAGUUGAGGAAUUGGGGUAAGAGGGUCCUCCAAGAUCAUAGAGUUGGAGGGCAUUGGGGUAGGAUGGUCCUCCAGGAUCAUAGAGCUGUUGGGUGGUGUAGGAGAGUCCUCCAAGGCCAUAGAGCUGUCAGGUGGUUGGCUAGGAGGGUCCUCCAAGGUCAUAGAGCUGUUGGGUGGGCUAGGUAGGUCCUCCAAGGUCACAGAGUUGCAGGGAUCGGGGUAGGACGGUCCUCCAAGGCCAUAGAGUCACAGGGAGGGUGGGGUAGGAGGGUCCUCCAAGAUCAUAGAGUUUGCAGGGGAGGGAGAGGACUUUGGAACUGGGCGCUGCCGUCCAACUGCUGGGACUUCGCCCUUGGGGAGGGGGAGAAAAGGAAGAAGGAAGAGAAAGGCAAAUUACCGGCUUCUAAUUAAUCGUUUUUAAUUAGAAGGUGGGGAGGAAAAGCUGCUCACGCUCCGUCAGGAUCCGCUGCUACAGUCCGGGAGAGGGGGACUUCCUUUGGGCAGCCACCAGAACGAUGGACCCCAUCGAUCAGCAACUCCUGGACCUCAACCACCAGAACAGAAUCCUCCGCCUUCAGUUGGAAGCGACGCGAGAAGCCGGAAUCCAAGCUUUAAAAUCAGCAUCCCAACGAUUUUCGGAGACCUAUAAGAAGAAACAGGAAGAACUGAAGAAAUCCCACCAUGAGGAGAAGCAGCGAAUGGAGGCAGGCAGGAUCAUAGAGUUGAGGAAGGAGUGGCGGAAGAAGAUGGCGGAGGAAGAGGAAACAAAGGCGGCGCAUGGCGGAAGUGGAAGAGAGGCUGCGAAGGAUGGAGGAGGAGCAGCGAACGCUGAGCGCCAAGAAACUCAACCUGGAGCUGCAGCUCCGCCAGCUUCACUCCCCGACCUGCGGCCCUUUGCGGGAGGAGAUCAGGACCUUGGACGAUCAGCUGGCCCACCUGCAGGCUGUGAUGCAGAGGCAACAUGGCGCCUUGCGUGGGGUCAUUCGUCAAGCGGAGGAGCUGAGGAAGGAAGCGAGGAUGAAGGAGCAGAGGGUGGAGGAGAUGGAGGAGAGGCUGAGGGGGUUGGAGGAGGAGAAUAAGGAGCUGAAGGCGAGAUUGACAGCUCAGCUGGGCCAAUCCGCCGCCAGGCUUUCCAAAGGGGUGGGGACCGAAAGCUUUCGUCCCAUUGGUUCUUUGGAGGCGGUGCAAAGCUCCCGGAUUCGCAAGCUCUACCAAUCAGGAGGCAGAAUGGAGUCCUAGGUCCUCCAGGGGCAUAGAGUUGGGGGGGUCCUCCCAAGGUCAUAGAGUUGGUGGGUUGCUGGGGUCCUCCAAGGUCAUAGAGUUGGU
Molecule: messenger RNA, 1664 nt
Organism: Lagopus muta (rock ptarmigan)
Lineage: Eukaryota; Metazoa; Chordata; Aves; Galliformes; Phasianidae
Gene: CCDC68
Product: coiled-coil domain containing 68
Exons: 8
Coding region: 854-1417 (187 amino acids)
Biological process (GO): intracellular signal transduction
Cellular component (GO): intracellular anatomical structure
Source: RefSeq, a predicted model, not a curated record